Molecule: messenger RNA, 1247 nt
Organism: Cynara cardunculus var. scolymus (artichoke)
Lineage: Eukaryota; Viridiplantae; Streptophyta; Magnoliopsida; Asterales; Asteraceae
Product: probable E3 ubiquitin-protein ligase BAH1-like
Exons: 6
Coding region: 174-1067 (297 amino acids)
Molecular function (GO): metal ion binding
Source: RefSeq, a predicted model, not a curated record
CCAGAAAACUAGAAAAGAAUUGCAUUUCUCUCUCAAGACUGAUGCUUUUCAAGUCCACAUCUUUACGAAUAUGGUUGAACACCACCAUUAUUUAUGUAGCACUAGUGAAAUAUUAAUGUUCUAAGCAAAGUUUUCUAAAUAGUUUUAAAAUAUGUAUCCUUGUUUUUAGGUUAAUGAACAAAAAGCCCCUUGAUGUUCACACUGAAAUUCUAGUUAUUUGUAGAUCAUGGAGAGUAUAUGCCAUUUUAUGCAAGACAUUUUGUGGGUGUGAUCGGAUGUUUUUCUCCGAGAUAAUGAAAGAAGCUUCUGAUAUUGUUGGCUGUUUUAGUUCUCGGGUCAGACAUCUUGUCCAACUUCAUUGCACUACUGGUAUGCAGAGAUUUUUACUACACUUGUUUCAGUGUUUCAAAAAUGAUCAACAAGCACUCGUGAUGGAGGGGCGGAUGUUAAUUGAAUAUGUUAUCAUGAACGCGGUAGCACUUAGGAAAAUUCUUAAGAAAUAUGACAAAGUGCACAACUCUGCAAGUGGCAUGAACUUCAAGUCCAAGUUGCAGGCUGAACACUUGGAGAUUUCACAAUCACCCUGGUUAAUUGAAUUAAUGGCUUUCUGUAUGAAUUUCAGUGAAUCAAAUCAUUUGAUCUGCUAUGAGCUUUGCAUUCCUUUCUCUUGUGAUCUCAAUGUUUUAGACCCAGAACCUGUACUGAGAUUGGUGCUUCCAAAUUAUGCAAAUUUGGAAUACAGUCUUACAUGUGCUGUUUGCUUGCAUACUGUUUUUCAUCCAUACGCUUUGAGCUGUGGGCAUCUCUUUUGCAAGUCGUGUGCUUGCUCAGCAGGUUCCGUUUUGAUAUUUGAAGGGGUUAACUCUGCAAGCCCAAAGAUGAAAUGUCCAGUUUGCAGAGAGGAUGGAGUAUUUAGUAAUGCAGUGCGGAUGGCUGAAUUGGAUUUACUUCUAAAGCGACGGUUUGAAAAAGAAUGGAAGGAAAGACAGGUUGAAGAAGGUGCUGAAGUUGCAAAGCAAAAUAAAGAGUACUGGGAGUCUCAUACAAGGUUUAUUACCGGAAUUUGAUACAAUGUUGGUUCCUGAAGUGUGUGUGUGUUAAUUGGGUUAUAAACACACAAAUGGCAAAGAUUUGUUUGGGAAGCAAAACAAUGAUCGCGGCUGGAAUCUGGUCCUUGUACUAAAACUAUGAAUGGCAUAACGAUUGCAGAUCGGCCUUUUGCAAACCAAUCCUAUACGUUAGUUAAA